AUGCCACCACAACUCGACCUCUCCGACCCUCGCCUGUUGGUCAUUCCCCCGCGAAUGAACCUUCGUCGGGCCGCCUCUUACAACCUCCUCGCCCAGGGCCAGGAUUCUGCUUCUUCGUCGUCUAGUCAGCUACCUCUGAGCAGUCUUCUCUGGUCUCCGCCGCCCUCGCCCAGCCUGCCAUCCCUCGUUCCUCGACGCAAACGAGCCUCUUCAAAUCCGUUUUCCCGACGUCCCAGUCGAAUCGUUCGCUUUCUCUUCUAUCUAUGCGCACUAUCAAGUCUGGCAUACUUGCUUGUGCGCUUGUUCGGCCGCAAUGUCAGCUCACUCUCCCUUCUCGAGGACGAGUACAACAUGGUCGCCCAGGACGACCUGCCCGACUUUCCUACACCCAUUGUCAUCGACGACAACCGGGGCCGCUCAAAAUGGACCGUCUCUAUUCCCAGAAACUACCGCUUCCCCCUUUCCAUGGAGACCUAUUCGGAAAUGAUGGGACACUGUCGCGAGGCUGCCAUUCGUCAAACCUCCGAGUCUGCCUCUCCCAGCCAAGCAACGUUGAAAAAACAUGGCUUCAAUCGCUUUAUUGAUGUUGCCGAGGCGGAAAAGACCCAUUUGCUCCCUUCGUCUGAUAUUUUGCCUUCUAAGCGCUCGCGGAGUGGCAACUUCGUCGGCCUGGGCGGAGAUGUUGACCAUCUCCCUGUCUGCCAGAGCUCCAUGACGUACGUUCUCGAAAGCACAAACGCUGGAAUCGGCCACGCUCUCAUGUCCAUGUGGACAUCAUAUGGCAUUGCCAAGGAACUUGGAAAAGCCUUCUUUAUCGACGACUCCCGCUGGGCUUAUGGCUCAUAUACUGACAUUUUCCAACCGCCUCCCGUGCCCAAGUGCCAGCCACCUCUACGACAUCACAUUUUGCCUUGCCCAGCCGAAGCCAGACACCUGGUUGUCUCCAACACAAAUGCCCAUGAAGUUCUACCUGCAUUGGUGGCUACCAUUGAGUCCAAUGACAAGAUCACCGAAACUCAGCGGCUUUUCAACCUGGCUCGGGCAGGCUAUUUGGCCAUGUUUAAGCUGAACACAGGCGACGGGACUUAUACCGACAAGCGUAUUCACGAAAUCUUGACCAAGGCUCAGACUAGUGCCACAUCAUCUGGCAAUGCCCCUGUCAUUGGCUUGCACAUUCGUCAUGGUGACAGACACCCCAUCGAGUUCCAGUACAAAGAUACCUAUAUUCCCGCCGAGGUCUAUUUGAGCAAGGUGCGCAGCCUCAUUGAACAGCACUACAACCAGACUGCCGACACUGACAACAACGGUGCCCAUGACUCUAUCACCAUGCUUGCGUCUGAUGACCCCAACACGUAUCAGGAGGAUCAACUGUCCGGCCUUUUACCUGCACAGGAUCGAAUUCAGCUGGCUUCCAAGGAUAAUAUCGAGGACGCGAAUAACGAUCCCCGUGUGCUACAUCAUUUUGUCGAAGACACUUUCGGCUGGGAAGGUGGCUUCUUUGCUCCCAUCUUCUGGCACUUGGGCUCCGAGGCCAAGGACAAUUCCGCCAACGCACCGGCCGCGACUCCCUACCUGUCGGAAUACCGAGCCGUCUCCAGGCUGCGCCCGUCUCAGCAGACGCUCAAACUCCGCAGCCUUCUCGGGCGCGCCUACAUGAUGGACCUUGCCGUGCUAUCCGGCGCUAGUGACAAGGUUGUCUGCGCUGUAAGUGCUAUGGGAUGUAGAAUUCUUGGUCUCAUGAUGGGUUGGGACGGUAUCCAGGCUGGCACGUGGAUCAAUGUGGACGGCGACUACGGCUGGCGAGGCCUUGACCUCUAA
This is a messenger RNA of Cordyceps militaris CM01, 1818 nucleotides long. RefSeq lists its product as uncharacterized. Gene Ontology annotation, biological process: protein N-linked glycosylation. The record is from RefSeq and is a predicted model, not a curated record. Gene Ontology annotation, molecular function: alpha-(1->6)-fucosyltransferase activity. The coding region runs from base 1 to 1818 and encodes 605 amino acids. The transcript has a single exon. Lineage: Eukaryota; Fungi; Ascomycota; Sordariomycetes; Hypocreales; Cordycipitaceae.